AUGUUGUUAAAAGAAAUUGAAGAAAUAACAAGAGCAAGAGAUUUAUAUAAAUAGUAAUCAGAAAGAAAAUCGCUUGAACUUACACAAAAAAAUGUAGAAUUAAUUUAAAAAAUAGAAUAGUUAGAUAAUUUAAAUAUUGUCUAUUAAGAGUCACUAAAUAAUAUUCAUAUUCUUGAAGCUGCUCUUCUCGAAAGAUUAUAAAAUGAAGAGAUUUUAAUAUAAUGA
Ichthyophthirius multifiliis is the source of this 225-nucleotide messenger RNA. RefSeq lists its product as hypothetical. The transcript is spliced from 3 exons. The record is from RefSeq and is a predicted model, not a curated record. Lineage: Eukaryota; Ciliophora; Oligohymenophorea; Hymenostomatida.